UGACUUCAAAGGUAUAACACCCAAAUGGAGAACCCCAGUGAAAACCCCAAAAUUUUCUGUUAGGGUUCUGACUAUAUUCAUCAAUGGUGUCGAUUUCGACAUCUCAGGUGUUGUAUUGAAGGAUGAUUGAAGAAGUGGAUAUUGUUUUCAACUAUGGGGGCAAAUGGGAAACUUCACCGGAGCUGGUGUACAAUGAAAAAUUUCUGCACACCUGGUAUGGUAAAAAUACUUGUUUAAUUAAUUAUGAUGAUUUGUGUCAAGAUACUCUAUCAAAGAAAUAAGAGGACAACUGGUAAAGAAUUUUAAGUUUAAUGUCUCGAAAGACAAUCUUAAAAGGGCCAAAACAAUGGCUUUUGAUAAGCUGGAAGGCAGUUUCAAAGACGACUAUAAUAGGCUUGAAGCUUAUGGUCAGGAACUUAGGCAGUCCAAUCCAGGAACCGAUAUGGUAAUUAACAUCUCUAAAGAUGCACUUGAACAAGGUAAAAGAAGGUUUUUGAGAAUGUACAUUUGCUUCAAGGUUUUGAAGGAAGGAUGGAGAAGUUUGAGACCUCUAAUUGGUUUAGAUGGAACAUUUCUGAAAGGGAAAUGUAAGGGGCAGCUAUUGGUAGCUACUGGCCAAGACUCAAUGAACUAUUUUUACCCACUAGCUUGGGCAGUAGUGGAAAAGGAAAACACAAGAACAUGGACUUGAUUUAUUCAGUUGUUGAAGAUUUCUUUGGAGCUUAAAAGUGGUGAAGCUCUGACAUUUAUCUCUGACAUGCAAAAGGGUCUAUUGGAUGCAGUAUCCAAUGUUCUUCCAGAAGCACAUCAUAGGUGGUGUAUGAGGCAUAUAGAAGCCAACUGGUGUAAGAAAUGGAGGAGUGGUGAAGAGAAAAAAUUGAUGUGGUGGUGUGCAUGGAGUACUUAUGAAGAAGAGUUCAAAGACACCUUGAAGGUGUUAGGAAAAGUGGAUGAAGAUUCAGUUAGUGAUCUUCUUCAUUUUCCUGCAAUUAAAUACUGUAGGGCAUAUUUUGAUACUCAAUGCAAGAAUCUAAUGGUGGACAAUAACUGUACUGAAUCUUUUAAUAGUUGGAUACUUCAAGCUAGACAAAAACCAAUCAUUAAAAUGCUGGAGGAAAUUAGGUUGAAGGUGAUGAAUAUGUUGGUGAAAAAUGAAGAGAUGGGCAGGACUUGGCAAAAUGAUAUUAGUCCAGCAGCUAAGAAAUUGUACAAUGACUAUAGAUUAAUGGCUACCACUUGUACAAUUGAGUUUAAUGGAGAUUAUGGUUAUGAGGUGAAAGAUGGGGGAGGACUGGCAUACAGUGAAUUUGGAGUUGAAGAAAUGCACUUGUAAGUUAUGGGACUUGAGUGGAAUACCAUGUCACCAUGCCACCAAGGCACUCAUGCACAAAAAGAUUGAUCCAUUGGAAGAGGUCCACUACUGGUAUAAAAAAGAGGCUUAUCUAUUGACAUAUAAACAUAAAUUGCAACCAGUAAGGGGUCCCUAAUUCUGGAAAAUAUAUCCUGCUCACGCAAUGGAACCUCCAGAAAUUGUCAAACUUGUUGGUAGACCCAAGACGAAAAGAAACAGAGAACCUGAUAAGGCAAGUUUGAGAAAAAGGGCAUGGAAGGAGUCAAGAAAGGGAACUCUAAUGAGAUGCAACAAGUGUGGUGAUUUCAAUCAAAAUGUAAGGGGAUGUUUAAAGAACUAUGAAGGUGGUGAAAGUUAUCAAGGAAGAAAGAAGAAAACAAGCAGCCAAAGGUCUAGGAGUCAAGGUGGACAAAACUCUAAACAAAGUGUCAAUUUAGAGUAUGAGGCAGAAGCUGCAACCCAACAAUCUCAAACACAACAGUCGACUGCAUAUGGUCCUGAGAUUGGGAAUGAAGAAGAUCCACCAUUGAGGCCAAUGGUAAUUUCUGAGACACAAGCAGUGCUGGAAAGCAGGUCUCAAAGAGUUGCAGCAACAACAGGGAACAUAAAGAUUGCUUUUAAGGGGGAUGCCAAAGGAGUCUCUAUCCCUUCAGAUCUACCAUAUUCACCAAAGAAGAUUACUUGGAAGGUUAAGGAAGUAGUCACUACCGGUCAGUUGCAAGCUGAAGCAAGGAAGAAAAAAAUGAAGCAACUAGCAGGGAAGGGCAAAUGUCCUAUGGGUCCUGAUGAUGAUCUUGUUUAGAAGUUAAUGUGUAGUUUAUGGUAUUUGACAUUAGCUGGUUAUUUUGGAUAGUGUCAUGUGAUGUAAAUCCAAACAAUUUCUUUUGCGACCAACCAUAAAGUAUGUAUUUGUGGUUGGUUUAACCACCUGAAGGUUAAACUACUUUUGUUCGGAACUGUUGCACUAAUUUGAAGUUAGACUGUCAUCUGAA
Lycium barbarum (goji berry) is the source of this 2343-nucleotide messenger RNA. RefSeq lists its product as uncharacterized. Lineage: Eukaryota; Viridiplantae; Streptophyta; Magnoliopsida; Solanales; Solanaceae. The transcript is spliced from 4 exons. The coding region runs from base 1515 to 2153 and encodes 212 amino acids. The record is from RefSeq and is a predicted model, not a curated record.